UCCUCUCUGUGUUGUGUGUGUUGAGCACCACCACUGAGCUCCCAUGGUCGGAUGGUGUUAAGAUGUUGUCCCAGGAGGAGCUCCUGCUGCACCUUCUUGCUCUGGCUCAGAACUCCACUCACAGUGUGGAGCUCCACUGUGCUGCUCUGACACUGGUCUCUCGACUUGUGGUACAACUGGUGAGCUCUAACCCUCAGGGUGCAAGUGCAGUGGCUUGUUUAGGUCAAUGGGGGGCGCUGGUGUGCGCAUGCUGCAGCGAGGAGCAGCCAGUGGAGGUGAAGCUAAUGGCCGCCAAGGUGUUGGUCAACUGUACGGCCACUGUGCUGACCAGCUCCCAUCUGCCCCUUGGUCUGACCACAACAGUUUCUCUGUGGAGGAGUCUGUUCACGCUGCUGCAGGAUGAAGACGAGGAUGUCCGAGAUUCUGCCUGUGACUUCAUCUGUAAUGUACCAGCAUCUCUGCUCAGCACAGAUGUGACGGGUGCGUCUGUGUGUCCUCCGGUGGCCCUGGACGUCGGUGUGGGGCUCCUGUGCCGGCUGUUUGAGCUGUGGGGACAGGCCCCAGCCGGGGCCCUCGCUCUGACAGAGUGGCUGCUGGGUGAUGAAGGGGUUAACUAUGAAGCGGUGGCAGAAGAAGCUUCCAGCCUGGAUGAUGAGGACUUCCUGUUUGAGAAGGGGGGUCUGAACCUGUGGGCGGAGCCUGUCCAGUGGGUGAAUCUGCUCCACCGACACGUUCACUCCCUCCUCCUGGGCUUCAGGCAGAGCCAGGCCCCAGGGGUCCCGGGUCAGGACCAGGUCCACCAGAUCCAAACACUGUCAACUCAGGCCCAGGCCCAGGCACUGAGCUCCCAGAAUGCCUUGGACUCCCUCCCAGCUCUGCCGCAGUUCUGCCUCACCAUGGAGCACGCCCGGCUGCUGCUGCGGCUCCAGAGGGCCACGCUGGCUCUGGAGGUGCUGGACAGGCUCAGGUAGACCAGUCAGCCCACUUUUUAGUUUUAAGGGAACAUUUUGAUAAUUAGGCUAGAAAUAAAGGAAGAGUUGUCAGAUAAAUACUUCAACAAAUCUGGACACAGACUGGCUACGUGAUCUUUUUUCAUUAUCAUUUCAAGGGAAUGAAGGAACACUUUUUUUUUUAUUCUGUCAUUGUCUCUGUCUUAAAAUUGUUGUUCUCCUAAUUUACCAAAUGUCUUUCAAUUCUUCUGUUCACUGAUGUCUUUUUUAAUAAACAAACCAA
Molecule: messenger RNA, 1233 nt
Organism: Notothenia coriiceps (black rockcod)
Lineage: Eukaryota; Metazoa; Chordata; Actinopteri; Perciformes; Nototheniidae
Product: thyroid adenoma-associated protein homolog
Exons: 6
Coding region: 63-971 (302 amino acids)
Biological process (GO): tRNA methylation
Cellular component (GO): cytosol
Source: RefSeq, a predicted model, not a curated record